GAAAACCUGGCGUUUCUUUAUAGCACUUGGCUGUUUGCCAUUGCAGCAUUCGAUUCAUAUAGCAAUGGGGGGUAAAUCGAAUUCAAUUGGAUUCUAUUUUUUAAGUUUAUUGUUGUUGGUUCCAAGUUUUAUCAUUCAUGAGUCUCUGGCUAUCUCCACUGAUGGAUCGGCUUUGUUAGAAUUUCGAGCUCAGAUUGGUUCUGAUCCUUAUGGUUCAUUUGCAAACUGGAAUUCUAAUGAUACCACACCCUGCUUGUGGUUUGGGGUCCAUUGUGUUGAUGGUAAAGUGCAAAUGCUGGAUUUGAGUGCCCUUGCUUUGAAAGGAACUUUGGCAUCUGAGCUGGGGAAAUUGAGCAACUUAAGAUCACUCCUAUGUUAUAGAAACCGCUUCUUUGGUGUCGUUCCAAAGGAGUUUGGAGAGCUUACAAAGCUGGAGUUCUUGGAUUUGAGGGAAAAUAACUUGGGCAGAACAAUUCCGGCAGAGAUGGGAAAUAUACUCUCUCUAAAAUGCUUGUUACUUUACGAUAGUAAAUUUGAGGGCAGCAUUCCUUCAGACCCUGGGAGGCCAAAACUGCUCUCCAAACUGCAGCUUGAUGGAACUCUAGUGUCGAUAUUUGCCACUGGAAUUGGCUGUGCAAAUAGAAAGUUCGGACUUUGCAUAUGGCAGAGCAGUGGGAGACAACUUAAUGGAGUAGGAUCAUUGUUCAUCCCGAUUAUAGGAGCUCUUACACGUUACCUCAAAUACUUGUCAAUACAAUGGUUCAAGUUGCAAAGGGACUCUCUGGCUGAGCGUAAUGACAGUUGCCGCGGUGAUGUGCCUCGUUCAUCUGAGCAACAAAUGACCCGGUACAUAAGGAAUCUUGUCGUCCCUUUGGAGCGUCGUAGACUGCUUCUGCAAUUAAGGGACCUCCCAGCUGCACCUGCUGCUUCCGUGUCUUCCACUGAACAAAUCAUUGCUCUCCCGUCUUCUAGAAGUAGUGGGAGUUUCCCUGCUGUGCCUAAGGGAACGAAGACUAAUUCGAAUCUUGUUGACGGGUCAUCUCAAACCUCCAACAGAGAGUCAACUGCUGAAAAUAGAUGGAAAUAUCUCCUCAUCAUUGCCUGUGUGGUUGUCUUUCUUGCAUUUUUAACCUUUGUUUUCUUGUUCCGGAAACGAGCAGCAAAAUCCAUACGUCCCUGGGAAACUGGAAUAAGUGGCCAGCUGCAGAAAGCUUUUGUUACAGGGGUGCCUAAGCUAAACCGACCAGAACUGGAUAUAGCCUGUGAAGACUUUAGCAAUAUAGUUUGGGUAAUUGAUGGUUGCACAGUGUAUAAAGGGACACUUUCCAGUGGGGUCGAGAUUGCUGUUGCAGCGGUCCGUGUUUCGUCUUCAAAAGAGUGGUCAAAGACCCUGGAAAUGACUUUUCGGAGGAAGAUCGACAGAAUGUCUCGAAUUAACCAUAAGAACUUUGUCAACCUUAUUGGCUACUGCGUGGAUGAUGAACCUUUCAGCAGGAUGAUGGUGUUUGAAUAUGCUCCAAGCGGAACCCUUUACGAGCAUCUGCACGAAGAAUAUAUGGAUCAUCUUGAUUGGAGUGCAAGGAUGAGAAUCGUGAUGGGUGUAGCUUAUUGUCUUCUUUAUCUGCACCAUGAUUUGAAUCCUCCAUUGCCUCAUCCAAAGUUAACUUCUAUUUCAAUCCUUCUAACAGAUGAUUAUGCUGCAAAGGUUGCGGAUGUUCUUGGUUUCGAUGGCCUAAUUAAUUCAAAAAACUCAGGUGACGAUGAUCCAGAACAAUCUACAUUGCCAUGUCUUGUUGAUCCAGAAACGAAUGUCUACAGCUUUGGCUUAUUGUUACUUGAAAUCAUUUCUGGAAAGUUUGUUUACACCAAGGAGCAAGGCCAUAUCGAAGAAUGGGCUGCUCAAUACUUUAACGAUAAACAGAGUCUCAGCAAGGUGGUUGAUCCAACACUCCAAUCAUUCAAAACCGAAGAACUUGAAGCAAUCUGUGAGGUAAUACAAGAGUGCAUUCAGACUGAUCCGAAGCGAAGACCGACAAUGGAGGAUGUGAGCACCAAAUUGAGGGAAGCUCUUAAUAUAGCACCUAACCAAGCUGCCCCAAGGCUUUCACCACUGUGGUGGGCUGAGCUUGAGAUUUUAUCAAUGGAGGUUCCCUAGUUCCUUUGUGUCUCUCUUCUUUGCCCCCAACACACACAUAACCCUAAACCCCAAGAAAAGAAAAGAAGGAACAAGUGGUUUCCUUGUACUUGGCUUCAAAAUCACUACAUGUUUUGGUUCAUUUGUUUUCACAUAUACAUAUACUGUCCAUUUGUGGUAUUGCUGUGACUGUGUACUCAU
Messenger RNA from Hibiscus syriacus, 2335 nucleotides. Its product is annotated as protein MALE DISCOVERER 2-like. Gene Ontology annotation, biological process: protein phosphorylation. Lineage: Eukaryota; Viridiplantae; Streptophyta; Magnoliopsida; Malvales; Malvaceae. The transcript has 14 exons. Gene Ontology annotation, molecular function: protein kinase activity; ATP binding; protein binding. The record is from RefSeq and is a predicted model, not a curated record. Bases 65 to 2155 code for a protein of 696 amino acids.